Molecule: messenger RNA, 351 nt
Organism: Salvelinus sp. IW2-2015
Lineage: Eukaryota; Metazoa; Chordata; Actinopteri; Salmoniformes; Salmonidae
Source: RefSeq, a predicted model, not a curated record
GGUGGGAAGAAAGGGGAGAACUUUGACAAGUUCUUCACGGCGGCUCCGUCCGUGCUGACACCCUCUGACCCUGACGUUCUGGCGGCCAUUGACCAGGAAGACUUCCUGGGCUUCUCCUUCAUUAACCCUGAGCUCGCCCCCCCGACCCUCACUGCCAUCUGAGGGGGGGCAGCUCUCUCUCUCCACCCACACUUUUUUGAAGGGCACAACUCUGUUUCGCUCUACUCUCCUCUCUUUCGGAGGGGGAAGCUCUCUGUAUUUUUAUCCUCUUCUCUUGGUCUGAAGGGAGCAGCUCUGUCUCUCUCUAUCCUCUCUGUUUGAGGGGGAGGGAGCAGCUCUGUCUCUCUCUAU